AUGUUUAUUAAAUUUUAUUUUUUUAUAAUUUUUUUAAUUUUAAAUUUUAAAAAUAAUUAUGCAUCACCGACAUUAUUAGAUUCAGUAUUAUCUUCAACAUCAUCAUUAUCUUCACCGGGUAGUUUUUUUAUAGAGACAGAAUUUUGUCCACCACCAUUAUUGUAUAGAUAUUCAUCAGAUUUGGAAGGUGAUAAAGGUAGAGGUUAUAAAUAUGUAGAAUUUCCUAAUGGUACAAUGAGUCAUUGUGUACAUCCUUGCCCUUCUUUAUAUUUCAGUGAUGGAGAUUGGACAACAAUGAUGGAUAUGUCUUUAAUAGUUGCAACAAUUUCAUUUUUCGCUUCAAUUUUUUUAAUUCUUACUUAUUCUCCAUUAAUGAAUCCUUCAUAUAAUAAUAGACAUACAAUAGGUAUUUUAUCGAUGUCAUUUGGUAUUUUUUUAAUUAUGUUUACUGAUAUGUAUAAUUUAAAAAAAAGGUUUACACUUGGAUGUCCAUCAGAAACAAGAUAUGCUAUACAAAAUGAUGCAGAUUGUCUUAUUACUGGUUUAAUUUUUCAAUUUGGGUGUGUAAGUGCAGUCUUUUUUUGGACUGCUUUAUCACUUGAUUUAUACUUUCAAAUUACAAAUAGAAAUAUCUCAAGAAAAUAUGAUCUUUAUUAUUUCAUUGGUGUGAAUUUAAUAAGUUUAAUAUUCACUUUUGUUCCUGUAAUUAGUAAAUCAUAUGGUUAUGGUGAUUUUGCAUUAGGAUGUUGGAUAUUAGAUUUUAAUUAUGCAUUAGGUUGUUUUUGGAUACCAUUAUCAGUAUGUUUAAUUUUUAGUACAGUUGUAGUUUUAAUGAUUUUAUAUGAAGUUUAUAAAAUUUAUAAAGCAUCAAAUCAAAAAACCUCAUUAAAAGGUCAUAUUAAACCUUUAUUAUGUUUAAUUUCAAAUUGUUUUGAAUUUUUUUAUGUUUUUGGUUACUCUUUAUAUUUAGCUACAAAAUUAACAGAAUUACACGAUAAUAUGGACGCAUAUAUUAAAUGUUUAUUUUUAAAUUCUCAAAAUGAUCCAGAUUCAUAUACUUGUCCUGAUCAUAGAUUAAAACUUGGACCACAAUUUUUAUUCUUUUUAUCUUUAAGAUUAUUAGGUGUUUCUGGUAUUGUUUUUUAUGGUACAAAUAGUAAAGUUAGAAAAAUUUGGAAAAAUUCAAUACUCAUAAAUAAUAGAUUUAUAGGGAAAUACUUUAGUUUUAAUAGUGGUACAUCAACACCAGUCGGUUCAAAAAAUAGAUCAAAAACUUCAUCUCAAUUAUAUGAUAAUUCAUUUGGCGAUAGUGGUAUUUUAGAGGAAAUUAGAGAAUAUGAUGAAAAAGUUAAAAAUGGUAUUAUAGUCACACCAGGUGGUGAUGAUGAUAAUAUUAAUAAUAAUAAUAAUAAUAAUAAUAAUAAUAAUAAUAAUAAUAAUAAUAAUAAUAAUAAUAAUAAUAAUAAUAAUAAUAAUAAUAAUAAUAAUAAUAAUAAUAAUAAUAAUAAUAAUAAUAAUAAUAAUAAUAAUAGUAAUGAAAAUAACGAAAACAAUACUCAAGAAAUAGAAUUGACUAAUAUAAACACAAUUGAUAAUGUUUAA
This is a messenger RNA of Dictyostelium discoideum AX4, 1602 nucleotides long. It is a transcript of the gene fscH, whose product is annotated as G-protein-coupled receptor family protein. The record is from RefSeq and is a predicted model, not a curated record. The coding region runs from base 1 to 1602 and encodes 533 amino acids. Gene Ontology annotation, cellular component: membrane. The transcript has 5 exons. NCBI's taxonomy places the organism in Eukaryota, Evosea, Eumycetozoa, Dictyosteliales, Dictyosteliaceae.